AUGUGGAUUCUUUCAUUUUGGCUGUUCCCCGUGGUGUCAGGAUGCAUGUGGCUAUCGAUGCUGGUUGCGAUGCUGUCCUGCUGGGCGGCGGACGGCAAGCCACAUUAUACCACCAUGAGCGCUGAGCUGUCAAUUCCAUAUAUCUCUCACAUUGGCGCCGAAAGACUCAAGCCGUUGUUCAUCGCCGGCUGCGUCGUCACCGGCGUGUUCAUGACCCUAUCGCUUUUGUCCGAGCGAUGGCUUCGACACGCAGGCCAACUGGCACGCAACAGGGAUCUUUUCGAUAAAUCAUGUGCUAUCGGCUCGAUUUUCUUCGCGCUCACUGGCGCAUUGGGCGUCAUUCUCUUGUCCAUCUUUGACACGAAGCACCACCAACACCUUCAUUAUGGAUUUUUGGGCAUGUUCAUUGCAAGCUACGUGGUCUGCGCUAUUCUCGUGUGUCUCGAAUAUAUUCACAUGGGCCGAUGGUACCACCCCCAGGCUCGCAUCUUGCUCGUCAGCUUCUAUCUCAAAGCUGUCUUCAUCAUUUGCGAGCUUGGAGUCGCCAUUGGCUUCGGUGUGUGCUCUAGAUCGAGCUCCAAAACGAGCAAGAAUGCAGGCGCCGUCCUGGAAUGGGUUGCUGCGCUCAUCUUCGCAUUCUUUGUGUUUUCCAUUGUUCCUGACCUGUUGCCGUCUGUUCGGACCAAGAAACGACUUCCUCAGGGGGAGAAGUAUAUCAUGCCGGAGACUCGAAGCCGAUCAAGGGGCCCGGUCGAUUUCUGA
Messenger RNA from Penicillium nucicola, 762 nucleotides. Its product is annotated as Frag1/DRAM/Sfk1 family protein. Gene Ontology annotation, cellular component: plasma membrane. The record is from RefSeq and is a predicted model, not a curated record. Lineage: Eukaryota; Fungi; Ascomycota; Eurotiomycetes; Eurotiales; Aspergillaceae. Bases 1 to 762 code for a protein of 253 amino acids. The transcript has 5 exons.